UCCCGGUCUCCGCCGCCUGCUUUUCUGCCCGCCUCCGAGACCUGCCCUGUCCCCCGCCUUCUCUCGAGGGCGGCUUCUGCUUUCCCUUUCGCCGCCACUCCACUUUGGUCGGUGCUCGCCAUGACCUUGUUGACUGCCGGUAGCAGGGCGGCCGCGCGCCUCUUGGGAGCCAAGAAUUCAUCAUGUAUCAUUUUUGCUGCCAGACAUGCAAGUGCUUCUAGUAAUCUGAAAGAUGUUCUUGCAAAUAUGAUACCCAAAGAACAAGCAAGACUUAAAAGCUUCAGACAACAACAUGGCAGUACUGUCAUUGGACAAAUCACUGUAGAUAUGGUCUACGGUGGCAUGAGAGGUAUGAAAGGACUAAUAUACGAGACUUCUGUCUUGGAUCCUGAUGAGGGCAUUCGUUUCCGUGGCUACAGCAUUCCUGAGUGCCAGAAGCUGCUACCCAAAGCCCCUGGAGGUGCAGAGCCCCUUCCUGAAGGGCUCUUUUGGUUACUGGUGACAGGAGAGAUUCCUUCUCAAGAACAGGUGACUUGGGUGUCUCGAGAGUGGGCUAAGAGAGCAGCCCUGCCUUCCCAUGUAGUGACUAUGCUUGACAACUUCCCCACCAAUCUUCAUCCCAUGUCACAACUCAGUGCUGCUGUCACAGCUCUCAACAGCGAGAGCACUUUUGCCCGCGCCUACUCUGAGGGAAUUAGCCGGACCAAGUACUGGGAGUUUAUCUAUGAAGACUCCAUGGACUUGAUUGCCAAGUUGCCUUGUAUUGCUGCAAAGAUCUAUCGCAAUCUUUACCGUGAAGGUAGCAGCAUUGGCGCCAUUGAUCCCGCCUUAGACUGGUCAUACAACUUCACCAACAUGCUGGGCUACAGUGACCCCCAGUUUAUUGAACUUAUGCGGCUCUACCUCACCAUUCACAGUGACCAUGAGGGUGGCAAUGUCAGUGCUCACACUAGUCAUCUUGUGGGCAGUGCUCUCUCUGAUCCCUACCUAGCUUUUGCUGCAGCUAUGAAUGGUCUGGCUGGGCCUCUUCACGGUCUCGCAAAUCAGGAAGUGCUGGUGUGGUUGACAAACUUACAGAAGGAACUAGGUGAGGAGGUAUCUGAUGAAAAACUGAGGGACUUCAUUUGGAACACUUUGAACUCUGGCAGGGUGGUUCCUGGCUAUGGACAUGCUGUACUGCGGAAGACAGAUCCCCGCUACACCUGCCAGAGAGAAUUUGCUCUCAAGCAUCUUCCCAAAGAUCCUCUCUUCAGGCUAGUAGCCCAGUUAUACAAGAUUGUCCCUAAUGUGCUUCUGGAGCAGGGAAAGGCCAAAAAUCCUUGGCCCAAUGUGGAUGCACAUAGUGGAGUCCUGCUACAGUACUAUGGCAUGAAGGAGAUGAACUACUACACUGUGCUGUUUGGUGUGUCUCGGGCCCUUGGCGUUCUGUCGCAACUCAUCUGGAGUCGGGCCCUGGGCUUCCCACUGGAGAGACCAAAAUCCAUGAGCACAGAUGGGCUGAUGGUGCUUGUGGGUGCAAAGUCUGGUUAAAAGCAAGGGAAUCGGCAGGGGUUUUAGAACUAUUGAGGGAAUGAUAGAGACAAUGCAAUUUUUUUUGUGUUUGUUCAAAGGGCCUUGAAAAGAUCCUUCCUUAGAGGCAUUGGCCAUCACUUUUUUCCAGGUUAUUUAUGAAAUAAAUGCAGAUAAAAGCUAGAUUCUUAUUACCCACUCCCAACCCCCUCCACACAUUACCUUAAUUGUCACCAAAAGUUAGAUUCUGAAAGGCAAGGCCUUCCUCCCAUGUCCCUUUCUCCACAGGCAGCUCUUCCCAACUUGAGCUGAUGCCCAAAGUAGAGAAAGUGCUCCUUUCCAGUUCAGAUUCAUUUCCGUUGCCCCAAAUUGUACCACCAGGAGUAGAGGACACACUGCCCCUUUCUACAAUCAUGUCAUUACCACACACUGUGUUGAACCAUCUCCAUACGGAUGGGGUGUUCUGCAUUUGAACAAUGUGCUCCUUUUUAAACCUCCUUGGAGUGUUGCUUUUUUAUCAGUGGGUGAGAGGGAGGGAUGGUCCUCUCCUUCAAGAUGUCCAGCCUUCUUCCCAUUCUGUGCUAUUUUUAUUCUGUUAUAGUGUGAAGCAAUGGAUUUAUGUUCUUAAAAGGAUAAAGAUGCUGGCACAGCUGAGGCUUGAGCUACCAUAUUAGUGUGCUGAAAAAAUAUUGCUUACCUCUUUGUCUAACAAAGAGGGACAGUUUGCUUCCCCCCCCCCCCAACUACCACAAUACCUGAUUCUCUGGGUUCCCUUUGGGCACACACUCUCUUCUCGAGUUGGACAUUUCCUCCUCAAAGAUCCUGAUUUUGUGUGGGUUGGUGCUUUGUUUCCCAAAUCAGAGCUAUAGCAAUAGCUGUAGGCAGGAACAAAGUGGCGCCUUAUGUGGGAAACCUUUCUGAUAUUUUCUUUCCCCCUCACCAUUAACUUCCAUGUCAGAAUGGUGAAAUUGAAAAAGUGGAGUGGAGGUUGCCUAAAAUAUUGGUAAUGCUUCUAUAAUCGCAGUUGUGAACAUGUUGCAAAGUGGCAUUAAAUCAGUUGCCACCAAUUUGAGACAAAGUCCGCCUCCAGGCCUCCUUUCCUCUCUUGAAAGGACUUCAUACACUCCUACCAAUGUUUGUUUUUCUGUGUUUGUGGGAAAUCCUUUGUCCUAUAACCUCAAGAGAAAAAAAAACCUCCACUUAAGCUGAAGAUGCAGGGUAAGUGCCUGUGUCAGCUUCUGUUGCAAACUUUGGAUGGUUCUGUAUAAACUGAAAAAUAAAUGUUUUUAUUAACAAGUUA
Thamnophis sirtalis is the source of this 2809-nucleotide messenger RNA. It is a transcript of the gene CS, whose product is annotated as citrate synthase. The record is from RefSeq and is a predicted model, not a curated record. Gene Ontology annotation, cellular component: mitochondrial matrix. Lineage: Eukaryota; Metazoa; Chordata; Lepidosauria; Squamata; Natricidae. Gene Ontology annotation, biological process: carbohydrate metabolic process; citrate metabolic process; tricarboxylic acid cycle.